AUGAUGAGCGGUCUUGCUGGGUCAAUGAUGUCUGGUAUGGCUACUGGUGCUGGCUUCUCGAUGGCUAACAGGGCGGUUGAUGCGGUCAUGGGACCAAGACAGACUGAGGUCGUCCACAGGCAUGAGGGAGAGCCGACCUCACCACCACCACCACAAGCAGCACCACAGCAACAACAACAAGUCAGUCAGAGCUCUGGUAAUGUGUGCCAAGUCCAGCAGGACCAGCUCAACCAGUGUAUGGACCAGGCUGUGGAGGCUUCCCAGUGCCAAUACUAUUUGGACGCCCUAAAGGCUUGCCGCCAGACGGUUUAG
Molecule: messenger RNA, 312 nt
Organism: Perkinsus marinus ATCC 50983
Lineage: Eukaryota; Perkinsozoa; Perkinsida; Perkinsidae
Exons: 4
Coding region: 1-312 (103 amino acids)
Biological process (GO): mitochondrion organization
Cellular component (GO): mitochondrion; nucleus
Source: RefSeq, a predicted model, not a curated record